This is a messenger RNA of Cimex lectularius (bed bug), 5790 nucleotides long. RefSeq names its product cAMP-regulated phosphoprotein 21-like. The transcript is spliced from 24 exons. Gene Ontology annotation, molecular function: nucleic acid binding. The record is from RefSeq and is a predicted model, not a curated record. The coding region runs from base 120 to 3185 and encodes 1021 amino acids. NCBI's taxonomy places the organism in Eukaryota, Metazoa, Arthropoda, Insecta, Hemiptera, Cimicidae.
UUGUAAUUUUUCUUUUAGUCUGUUGAGCGCUGAUCGUGCACAAAUUUUUUACGGCCGAAAUCUUGUGAUAUCUUAUUGUUAUAUUCUAAUUAGCAUUGUUGUUGUGUUUUUGAUUUAUCAUGAGUCCGAGAAUAAAAACGGGACGAAAACGAUCGUACACAAAAGUCUGGAAGAAAAGGUCUCCAGAGGCCAGCCAUGUUUCAGAAGGAUAUCAUACAAGUCCGUCCCAACAGCCUAGUUACCAAGUUCCAAGUAUAGUUGUGCAAAACGGGACUAAAGGAAUGGAGCGGACACUAAGGACACAGAGGUCACUUUCCAAACAAGAUGAAGGUGAUGAAGCACAUGAAGUUGCCACAUAUGAAGACAACAAAAACUUGGAAACAAAAGAAAGCACACCUUCUGAAGAAGUGUCACCGCCCAGUAACACUCUACAUCGAUCUAGGUCACAAAAUAAAGUUAAGUUAUUAGUAAGGAGUCAUGCAGUACGGGAAGAAACGUCUCCCCCUCCAGAUCCACAUCAGAAUACGACGGAACCAGGCGCCGUAGCCUCACCGACAAAAGAACAAUUGCCUCCUAUCCCAAAUCAAGUUCAACAACAAAGUACAACGAACCGGAGACACAAGUUGCGCAGGGAAGGAUCAUCCUCUGAAACUUGGGAUCACCCUCCUCUCUCUAGGGCUAUGCUAGAAUGUGAACUUAUUCAAAAUCCGCGUUCUGACGAAAAGGACCCUUUAAAUGAAACUGUCUCAACGGCUUGUUACUCUCAACCUUUGAUCAAUGAAUAUGAGACUGAGGGUAAUAGUCGUGAACAAUAUGAAGGGAGCAGCCAAGUUGAUUUGCACAAGUUUAUUGUCGACACGCUCAACAGAAAUUACAAAGAUAGAAUGCUGCUACUCAAGAUUGAAAGUGAUUUGGUCGCAUUAGCAAAAGAUCCAAAACGUACAAUGCAUAAAUUUGCUCAAAUGUCUUCUUAUCAACGGAUGCUCGUUCAUAGAGUUGCUGCAUACUUUAAUAUGGAGCAUAACGUCGACACGUCCGGAGUAUCUGUUAUUGUAAAUACUACCAAAUCCACUAGAAUUCCAGAAACAAGGUUUAGGGAUUAUGUCAGGGACGAUCUGCUUUUACCCGAAGAACCAAGGAGAUCCAUUUUAAAAAGAGAUUCUUCAUCUUUUGAAGAAACUGGUUCAUUUAAGUCAGGGGAAAGGAUGCUUAACGGUGAUUCAAGAAGGAGUAAAAGUUUUGAAGAGCGUGAAGAAGAAUACGAGAAAGCUAGGAGGAGGAUAUUCAAUAGAGAGCAUUCAGGCGAUGGAGAAAUUGACUGCUACGGUGAACAGGGUGAUGAAGAUGAAGACCCGUGGGGUUUUGAAGUAGGGUUCUGCUGCAAUUCCCAAUGCGAACAUAGUAAACACAAAGAAAGAAACCCUCCACGCCUUUUAAAAGUAGAGUCGUAUGAAAGUGGAGACACAUUAAGGGAAAAUUCUCUACGGCUUUCUGUUGCCAAGUCUCACAGUUUUAACGGUUAUGAUCCUCCUCAACAGACAAGAAUAUUAACUAAACAAGAUUCUGGAAGUAGUAUGUCUUCUCGCAUAUCACCAUCAAGUUCUGGGUAUAAAUCACAAAGGUCAGAUACCACUUUAAGUGCCACACCAUCACCAACAGCAACACCUAAUCUUCAUACUCAGUUGUCUGGGCAGAGUGGUGGAGCACUUUCACCAGAGCCGGACACAGUUAUUUGGGCAGUGACUAAUCUUGCUUCAGUUCCUCCCGGCUCGAUGCUAAUACAUCCUCAGACUGGACAACCGUACACUAAUGCUGAUGGAAGCAUUUAUCAUUAUGACCCUGCAAAUCCUCCUAGGGUCUCUGGGGACGUAGCUCAAUCUACAAUUGGCCAAGGUGCAAACGGAGUGGCUCCGUCUCAGGCGACAGCACCUCUGCACAAGCAUGAAUCUCUUGACAACAAUACUAUCGUGAACGCCAAUGUUUCUAGUCAACACCCGCCAACCCAACAACAGUCAAACCCAGACGUCGGAAAAACCAUCGUAGAAAGUGGAUACAACGGCGGAGGCAACGGUGGCUACUUGGCCCCUCCAUCUUUGUGCCAACCACCGCCCCCUCAAUUCCAUCAGUCAAUGUUGCAAUCCAAUGAAGUACCUCCUCCUCAGUAUCAUCCAGUUGUUUACCCUCUUCAACCGACUCCCGCUCCACCAAUGCACUAUCAGCAGUACGAUCCCCGCUUGCAGGAGGGAAAUCCAAAUGGAAAUAAUGAACUUUCUGGAUACAUGAUGGGCCUUUCUCUUGAUGGAAAUAAACAACCUGCUGACAACAGACAGAUCAUGUACUGGCAACCUCAUCACUUGCAGCCACACUCAAACGUACCAAUGUACUACAAUUCUGGGCCAGGAAACAAUCGAUACCAAGGACCUCCACCUUCAUCACAAUUAUGUUCUACACCCCAAGCAUAUAUGGCUCCUCCUCCUCCCCCACCACCUGCAACUGCACCACAACCUCUACCUCAUUUGCCUCCCGAGCAUGCAGGUUGUUAUGGACCACCGUAUUCAAGUUCAAACCCAGAAUGUGUUCCUUACACACCUUCUACCAUACAUAUGUACUAUACUCCAUCUUAUAGCAGCUCAGGGAUGACCAAUAAUGGACAAACCAAUAGUGGUGGAACAACGGGCAACGGGCCAGGGUAUUUUAGCACCAACCUUGCUAAUUGCCCAGCGCCUAUUGUUGCUCUCCAGUACCAGCAACCCUGUGCUCAUCCAACACCCCCUCAUACGCCACAGGGUGUUUGUGGUCAAUUUGCUGUGUACAAUGGGUGCUAUUCAAACCACUAUGCUCAACCAAAUUCAACAUUACCUGUACCUCAACUCUUCCGUAAGCCAUCUCUCCAAGUAGGGGUGAGGUGCGGGUCACCAAUGAGGCCGCCGUACCCCGUUUCGCCAACUGUAAAAGAAAAAUCACAAGAUGACAAACUGCAACCGGUUCCUGUGUACGGAUUCCGAGUUUUACCAGGAGAUGUGAGACUGCUCGGAAACACUGGUAGAUUGCCAUUUUCUCUUCCAGCUAAUUCAAAGGCACCGGGUUCAAGGAAACACAGAUCAAAAAUAUCUUCAAACCAAAACCGAACGGGAGGACAGCAAGCCCUUGAGGUAUCUGCACUUCAUGCUGCCAGCAAAGCAUAAAGUCUUCCUAGAUCGGUAGGUGAGAAUCACACGAAGUCAUCACAUUCUUGACUCGCCGAAGGUUCAAUGAUAGUGAUGUGAUAGGAGGGGAAUAAAAAAUUUCUUUUACAACACCACAAGUACAAAUCAUUAAAGAAAUUGUUUAUUUGCUUUAUAAUACAUCACAGUUAUUGGAUGCAUACUUAUAUCAAAUAAUAUCUUAAAUGGUUUAAAUAAAUUCUGCAUGUUUCUGUGAACGUAGUAUGUUACAGGGUCUGUGUGUAAAGGACCAUAAGUGUAUACAUUCAAAUGUUCAUGGCCAUCAGUUGCAAUGUCUUUCAAACCUUGAAUCCUUUUCUAAGUUGUUAUGUCGAGUAAAUUUAUAAUAUUGUUGAUAUUGAAUAGUAAUAAUAUGUUUAAGCUAACUUAAAUUCUUAAUUUGAAAAGAUCUGAAAAAUAAGUUGUUUUUUAAGUAUUUUUUGUUUCAGCUGAUGACGUUAAUGGACAUUUCAAAAUGUUUGGAUUUUAAUUACACUAGGUUGUUAUUCAAAGAGGUUUUAAUUAUUAAAAAAAAAGAAAAACUAAAGGCAAUAAAAUGAAAUUUAAAACUAGAAUUAGAUGUGAGAAAUCAAUGUAGAUAAAAGUAUCGGAAUUUACAUUUUGCUUUUCAUACUAAGACAUAAAUGUUUUAAGUUGUCCAGUAGCGAUCCGAUUUCAAAAGAUGUUUGUAUAGUUAAAUUUAAUUGUAUCCUAUGUGUUUGUGAUAGUUGGCCAAUAAAAGGAAUGAAAUGUAACCGUAUUAUUGGGAUUCAACAAAUUAAAAGGAAAAUUUAAAUAAAAAAAGUUUAUUUUCAAAAUAUUAAAGCUUAAACAAAAUUGCUAUUUAAUUUCAAAUAAUUUCCAAGAAAUACAGGGAGUAUGAUUAUGUGUAUUGCUGUAAAAACAUCAUUUUUGAGUAAUUUCUUUGAUGUUAUCAGUGUUUACUACAUAAUGUUAUAACAGACGAGUAUAAAACAACUGGAAAGUUCAUCUCUCAGUCUAUGAAUGUUUAUUGGAUGCUUAUUGAAACGUUUAUGUCAUACCGAUAAAGCAGUAAAAGGAUGGAGAAAAAAACUAACAAAAAACGUGAUUUAAGGCGGUUAAUGCUCAAAUGUCUUGAUAGAGAUGUGCUAUUGGGUCAUCUGACUUAAUUUUAUUGUGAUACCUCUCUCUCUCUAUAUAUAUAUAUAAAAUAAAAUUAUAAAGAAGAGGUGCUUGUUGAUUGUACAUUGGAUAUAUUUAAUACAAAUAUUCAAGAUAUUUGUUAUAAUGCUAUAAAAUAAUCAAGAGACAAGGAGUUGAUUGGAAAAAAACUGGAAGUCUGAAAAGUGAAAACAUACGUGGCAGCUCCUGACAGUUUUACCAUAUUGGUAUUUUUCACAUUUUCUACUUUAUAAAAAAAUAAAAGAGAAAAAAAGAAAAAUAGCCCGAUUACACAAGAUCUUGGGCGUAAUUAUGUUUCUAAUUGUGUUUUAAAAAUUCUUUAGACUAAAUGAACAGUCAAACUAAGAUCUCAAAAAUUAAAAUAAUGGUAGUUAAUUGCGAUAAAAAAAUAUAUGUAUAUUCAAAGUAUUAUUCCCUUUGAUUUAAAUGCUUGAUAAAGGAACAAAUUCAUUCUGAAUAAUCAAAGUCCCAAUGUUAAUUGAAUUAAAACCUGGAUGGUAGUUAACGUCUAAACCAGGGAAUUGAAAAUUCCUUGGUCAAACAUUAAAUAGGCUGUUGCAGACACAAAAGGAAUAUGGAUUUGUGAUAUCUAACAUAUCUUACUUAUUUAUUGUUAAUGUACCACCCAGCAGAUUGUGAGUGCCAACCAAUGUGAUAUUUUUGUCAUAUAAGAUCUGUAAAUUUGUGUAAGCUUUAAUAUGGUUUUAGAAAUUAUUUGCUGCUGGUAUCUUUACAACUGUCACAAAAUGCUAAAUCCCACCGGUGAAAUACCUAUUGUCGAUCCGGAUAAGAAGUCUUCUUAGAUUAGUUGUGUCCAUAUCGAAAAGAUCUUUGAGUCCAUUGGCCUAAAAGCCAUCCACAGCCUCGUUUAAUGCCACCUGCCUGUCAAAUCGAAACGUUACUCAAUAUUGAUCAAAGAUAGAGAAUUUUAUAAAUUUUGUGUAGAAUUAUUUCUUCCUCGUUUAACUCAUGUAUGUGGCAUGAACAGUCAUAAAAUGUGUGUACACAUGUGUAGACGACUUGUCUUUGAAGGAGGGAAUGGAUUUAAUAAAAAUGAUAUUCUAUUUUAACAUUUACAGUAUCAAGCUGUAAUUGACUCAUCUGACAGACAUUUUUCCUUGCCUUGGUGUAGGGUGGGAACCUUUGUUAUUUCAAUUUUUUUACAUAGCCGCUUGGUGCAAAACCCCUGGAUUAGGCAUUUCAUUUGUUGAUCUGUGAACUCUCCGUUCAAGCCUUCAUCACCUCUAACCUGUGUGCUUACCAUUGUUUGUGCGGAAAAGCCAAAAUUUUGGACUUACAAAAAUAAAUUUUGUAUUUAUUUACAAAUUACAAUGAAGUCCAGGUUUUAGGAAAAGGAAGAAAAUAAAUUUCCCAGUUUAUGCGUUGUAACAUUUAUCUAAAAAUGAUAGAUAUUUUGUUUUGU